Cuscuta europaea is the source of this 2598-nucleotide messenger RNA. NCBI's taxonomy places the organism in Eukaryota, Viridiplantae, Streptophyta, Magnoliopsida, Solanales, Convolvulaceae. The record is from the annotation of a GenBank genome assembly.
AAAAAAGAAAAUUUGAGUAGCAUACUCCACUUGCCCAAUUUGCACAUACGCAACUGUUUUCCAACUUACUGAAAUUGCAUUUAGCCUCUGCAUCUCCGUCCCUCGUCUGUCGACAAUCCCCAUUCUUCAAUCUGCUCAGAUUUUUCAUCUUCGCACAAUUAAUGACCUCGCUAAAACAUCCUUGUACUGGGCGCUGACAGUCUUUCAUUUCCAUCCAGAGUGAGCAGGAAUUUCAUUACACUUCCAUGGCUCCCUUAAUUAGAGGCCAUGAUGACAUGGAACUUAAUUGGGGGACGGAUGGAGUAUUAUUUUGUAGAAUCUAUAGAGGUACGUGGUUCUAGUUUCUUUCAGCUUUAAGGCGUGUGACUGGUUCAACAACAACAACAACAACAUUACCCCAAUGCUGCAAAAGUUCUCACCUACGGUGGGGUGAGGUGUGUGACUGGUACUUGAUAAUAAAUACUUCGUCCGUCCCAUAAAAGUUGCUCAAAGUUGAUUUGCACGUGGAGUAAGAAGGUACAAAAUAUGUGGUUGAGAUAUGUGCAAAGGAGAGAGAAAUAACAUGAGUCACAUGUUUUUACUUUAAAAUUAUGCGAAAGUUUUUUGGGACGGCUAAAUAAGGAAAGUUGUUAAAGUUUUGUGGCACGGAGGGAGUAUAUUUCUAUGGAUAAGAUUAAUUAAUUAAUACUACCUUCGUCCCGUAAAACUUGGCCAACUUUUCUUUUUUGGUCAUCCCAAAAGACUGCCAUUUCCAUUUCAAAUAACAAAUACUUCGUACAUGGCUAAAGUUAUUUCUCUCCCCUCUGCACAAAUAUCAACCAUAUAAUUUUUACUUUAUUAAUCUACGUGCAAGUCAACAUUGGCCAAGUUUUAUGGGACGGAGGGAGUACUCGAUUAUCUAUAAAUGGAAUGGCGAAUGAUUAUGGUUUUUCUUCUCCACACCUUUAAAAAGAAAUGCAAAUUGCCAGAUGAAUGGACCAGAGCAGAUACUGUGUAGCUUUUUCUUUUCUCUACAUGGCAUAUUAGAAAUUAACAACCUUUAGAAAUUACUCCGUAUGAAUUUCCUCUUGAAAUUGCAGUGAUCAGGUAGUCUAAGCAAUGCUUUUUUUCAUGGUUUCCACAGAUUAAGUUGCACAAAUCUUCUGGUUUUUGCUAUUUUUCUUUCCUUCACUCUUCUUGUUGAAGCUUCCGGUUAAAAAAAUCAGAUGCCAUGGUUAGGGUCUAUGUGAGUUGGGGGUUUUAAUGAGAUUUUUGCUGCAUAAGAUUGGCGCUGUGUGCUUACUCUAACAUUGAAGUUGACUUCUGCUCAGGUUUUAUGAAAAUUACCAAACAAUACCGGUGCAGUCACUCCGCAUACUGCAUAUGCACAAAAGGGCAUCUAAGUGAAGAAGUGAUAUUCCUAGUCUUUGAACAUAUGAACUGGAACCCGAAGACAAUUGCAGAUCUAUCCUGUGCGUGCAAAUGGUUUGAUGAUCUCGCAAAGAGAGUGCUCUGGAAGGAGUUCUGCAAGAAAAGGGCGCCCAAGAUGAUGCUUGACCUACAAUCCUGUGGCAGCCACAGUGUGGACGGGAACUGGAGGGCACUUGGGAAACUCCUCAUUUACUGCUCUGGAUGUACAAAAGGCGGGUUGUUCAACACCAUUCACAUUCCCGGACACUUCGUUCAUAGGACUCGGUUCUCAAGGACGUCUGGUAAGAGCUUUCUUUUACCUCAAUGUAGGACAGAUGUUUUGUACGUCUCCGAUCCAUGUGAGCAUCUUGACCAAGGAGAAGAAGGAGACGUUGGGUUUUUCCGGGGGAUAUUUAAGUCAUUCGGGUCAUCAAAGGUGAAGAAGAUGCUGAUAAAGAAGGACGCUCAGCUGCACCCGAGGGAGGUGUGUCCGUACUGUAAGGCGAAGCUGUGGAGUAUGUUGCAGGCUAAUAUGAUACCCUCAAGUGCUAGUUGCAGACUGGGUGCUUAUGAAGAUGCGAUUGAGUAUUAUGUGUGCCUUAACGGUCAUGUGCUUGGGAUUUGUACGCUCUUGCCCUUGUCCGAUACAGAGGAAGCGGAAGCUUCUGGAUCCGAGUGAGGCGUAGCAGAAGAAUGAAAUAUAUAUUAUAUCUUUAUAUGUGUGCAGUGCUGCAUUUCUUUUUACAAGGAUGAUGAGAGCUUUCCAGAGUUUUUUGCUCAGAACUCUUCACAAUGGGUGAGCAUUUUGAUUGAGUAAUGGUGGUAUGCUUCAGAACAUUCUUGCGAACCAUUUGUGCAAUUGUAUCCGCUUUGGUGCGACAUUGUAAUGUCCUUCACACUCCUGUUGUGUAAUCAUUGUACUUGUCUCAGUAUGGGAAAAUUUUGUAUGCCUCCGCAAGUCCAUAUGUUCUUACUGUCCCACUUUUCUUUUUCCCUUUUCUUUAUCAUCUAUUCAUAGAACUUUGAUCAAACUUGAUUUGCAUGUGGAUUAAGAAACUAAGAAAGUAAAAAUUGGGUAGUUGAGAUUUGUAGGUUAUAGGUUGUGGAAUAAAAGAUAGAGUAUGACAUUGACAAUUCAUAUUUGUAUCAUGUAUUAUGUGAUUCAAACUCAUUCAUAAUUUAUUAUUUCAAUUACUUUAAUUACUACAU